GGAAUUCGCUUCGCGAGAUUGCACGUGGCUCGACUUAAGAACAAAGAAAAAGAAAGCGUACAAGCGAGUCUUCCUAUAUACAAGGUGAUUCUUUCGCCAGUGGACUGAUCGAAGGUUUAAAUAUCGCUUAAACGAUAAUUCAAUCGAUAUAUGAUCCGUCGAGGCUUGAAAUAUUUUUCCGUCAUCGAUAUUCCGACGUCUACUAGAAAAGAGAUCGUCAAUGCUGCCACCUAACAACGAUAAUUCGAACCUUGUUCUUUCAACGAAGAUGAUUGGUCGUAACGGAAACGGUGCUGCCACCGCCAAACUCAUAACGCACCAACAAUCAUCGAGCAGCCAAUAUGGCGGAACAGUGAAUCGGAUUCCUUCGUCGUCGGAUAAAUAAAAACAAGGAUACAACUACAAGGAUGGUCUGUCAAGAGUGGGACGAGGUGGAGAGAAUCACCCAGUAUAUGGAGAAUCGGUCGCCAGCCUGAGAGACGAUAUUAAACCGUUGCUCGCUAAUUGCAUCGAUUAAUAAUUUCAAUGGUCGUACAUGGUAGCGGGCUAAUGGGUGUCACCGAGGGCAUCUGAGUGUGGUAUCGGGCCGAGAAAAUUCAUUGCUUGUCCAAGCCUGGUGGAUUCGUGCUUCCGCGCAUUCAAUUGGAUCCAUGAGAGCGCGCUUACCUCCGUACGAUCAAUGCGACCGCGUACACGAGAAUAAUUCACCGUUUCGCAAUCGUCCUCCCGGCUUACGAAUCUCCGGCUGGGAUAGAAGACUUGCUGCUGGACCGACUUUCUCGCUCGCUUCAGACUUGGGAUUGGAUAAAGAUAGCCAGAAACCGGUGGUGGCCAAUUAUCAAGUAACCGUUGCGAAAUCUGUGCAACAAAUCGUUAAAAAGUACACGCCCAAAGCGCCGAAGAAAACUUAUUACGAGGACAGAUUCAUAAAGUUUAACUACAACUUGGAAGCCGCCAAUUAUCUUUUGAAGAAAAGGAACGAGAAUCAGUUGCACAGGGACGAGAUCGACGUGUUCAAACAGGUGGACUCCCUGCAUACUAAAUGGCAGAGGAAAUUUAUGCACCAAUUAAUGGUGAAAGAAAACGUAAUACCGGGGGUGAGACAGAAACAAGUGCUGCGCGGGAACCACUUAUCCACGGAGAACAAGUUGCCUGGAAACUUAGCAGGCCGGCCUAGGGAGCUGUGGGACGAGGAUCAGUUUGAAGAUGGAAUGUGGAAAUCGAGGCCGCGAAAGAGGCCUUUAAUAGGCAUUAUAGACUCCAUAUUAGAUAUGCCCGGAUUCCAAACUUCGCCACGUCCUACGUUGCCGACGCAGGGACGUCUGGUCGAUUGGGGAUCGAGGAAUAUCAUCGCAGCGGCGGUCCACGAUAUCGUGAUGCUGUACAACGGGCAGAAUGCAAGCGACAACACGGAGCUGGAGAACGUGGAAAUAUCGAAUAUUUCCGCGCUCAAGUGGAACCACGCGGGUACGAAGCUAGCCAUUUGCACCAAGUCGUCUCGGGUGAACUUGUACUGCGUCAACUCGCAGAAGGUGAUUUGGACGAGCCCGUGCUGCGGGAAGAACUACUUGCCACUGUGCUACUCCCGUUGCAUCUGCUGGCCCCAGGAUGAUCGAUACGUCAUCACCGGAUGCGUGGGAGUGAUCACGGUUCAUUCGGUGGAAAACGGCAAAGUCGUUCAAUACAAUCACGCCCACGUCUCGGAGAUUUUGUUACUCGAAUUUUCCUCCAAUUAUCGAUACAUCGCCUCCGCCUCUCAUCAUUCCUUGGACAGGAAUAUCCGUAUAUUUCUAUGGCCUUAUCUGAUCCCGUACGUGGAUAUCGAUUACUGCGAACCCGUUCUGGCGUUAGCCUGGCACCCUUACGAGAGCGGGCACCUGUGCAUCGGCGGUGGUUACGGGAACGCGUCGCUCUCGCUUUGGAACGUGAACACAUUGGUCCCGGAGGGUUAUCGAAACGUGUACUUUCACGGCGCGGUGAAGAACCUCGCGUGGAACAAGAGGAGCGCCGAGCUGGUCGUUAAUUGGUCAUACUUCGUGCAACAGGCCGAAUGCACGUUAAUGCCCGUCCUGGGCAGCCUUGAUCGGGUUGUGGACAUGAUAAUGGUGGAUAAGGAUUUGCAAGUGAACAGCAUCAUGUGGAACCCUGAUCACACGCAAUUGGCCGUUCAGUACAACGAGUCCUUGUGCAUGUGGAAUUUCUUCGGCGACCAGUACCAGUGCCAGAAAAAUAAGAAGAAGCCGCGGAAAAUUCGUGCGAAUGCACGAGUGAAACUCACGAAUUUCAAGGAAUUCGACAAAUAUAAUAUACGGUAAAACAACGUGUUACGUAUGGGUGUAUAGAAAAAAAAUUUAACUUUUAUUUUUUUAUUCUAUUGUUUUAUUUAUUUAUUUAUAAUUCUUAUUUAUUUAUUUCUCUAUCUAAUUUUUUUUUUUUCAUUUACUCAUCUAUUUAUUUGAUUCACGAAAGAAAGAGUUAAAGAGAAGAGUCUUAUUCGGCUUAUGAAUUUUUUAUCUUUUCAUUUCGGAUAGAAUAUAUAUUUAAUCGAAUAUAUACGGAUACAUUGUAUUCGAUGUAUUUGAUUAAUUAUUUGCUGGUACAAAUAAUAAAUGUGAAUAUAUGAAAAAUAAAUUUCAAUCAGAAAAUUAGAUGGGAAA
Molecule: messenger RNA, 2657 nt
Organism: Apis mellifera (honey bee)
Lineage: Eukaryota; Metazoa; Arthropoda; Insecta; Hymenoptera; Apidae
Product: protein cortex
Exons: 8
Coding region: 651-2315 (554 amino acids)
Biological process (GO): anaphase-promoting complex-dependent catabolic process; positive regulation of anaphase-promoting complex-dependent catabolic process; positive regulation of ubiquitin protein ligase activity
Cellular component (GO): anaphase-promoting complex
Molecular function (GO): ubiquitin ligase activator activity; anaphase-promoting complex binding; protein binding
Source: RefSeq, a predicted model, not a curated record